GGCGUCGUUCCGCGACAGGUCAUUGAAACCUUGUUUCGCUACUUGUUCUGCUUGUAGGCUCUGGACGGCAUCGCAAACCAAAGAGCUUCUCAGGGCUCCGUUUUCCAUAUCCACUUCGGUCUCUCUUUUCCCCUCCAAUUUAUUCCAACCGGUUAAGAAAGAUGCACAAGAACAAGGGAGGAGACGAAAGAGGGCGAUCCUCUACGAGACCAAUGGGUAGAAACAACCAAAAUCCACACACCAAGGACCAAGAAUUGGACUCGAACGACCUCAGAACGGACAUGAGGGAGAUUUACAAGCGUAUUGAGCUCCUGGGCUCUUCUCAUAUGACAUGGAAGGAGAGGAAGGAGUUGGAGAACAAGAAGGUGGUUGCUCUAGGUGGAAAGCCUCCAAAGAAGCAGAGACUACCUCUAAGUAUAGCAAGAGUGGUCAUGAAGAAACAAAAGGACAGGGAGCAAAAGCAGCUGCAAGAGAACGUGAUUCUUGGACGUUUUGGAGGAAAAUCCAGAGGUGGGUCGAAAAGAUCUGUGGAGAAGCGAAGGCCUGAGGAUAGGGUUCUAAGAGCAAGUGAAGGUUACUUCAAAAAUGGUGUCCUUGAUGUGAAACAUUUGUUACGUCCGACAUCAUCCAGAGACAGGGAUGGUGGUGCCCAUGUGAACUUCACAGGUCCAAAGAAGGGAGGUGGAAAGAAGGGUGGUGGAAAGAAGGGAGGUGGAAAGAACAAAGGUAAGAAGGGUGGUAAGAAACGCCAUUAAUACGUAAAGAUGGACUAUCUUUUUUCCGGAAUUGCGAACAUGUUCUUUCCAUCUAUGUGACCUGUUGGCAUUGGAGGUCAAACUAUGCUUAUUGUGAUUCACCCAGAAUUCAGCCUGCAAGUAGUUUUACUGAGAUUAGUUGUUAACCAUAUAGUAGGAACUCUUAUAUGUUUAUUGUUUUCUUCAUUGUUACAUUUCAAGAUGCUAGCAAUCCUUGGGUAUUAUCUCCUUGGUUUUUAUCAAAAGGGAUCCGUCUCAAGAAGAAUUUUUUAUGUAUACAUACAAUUUGUACUUUGUUGUUUUGGAUUGUUUUUCUAGAAGAAAGAAAAGAUGUC
Fragaria vesca subsp. vesca is the source of this 1090-nucleotide messenger RNA. RefSeq lists its product as uncharacterized. The transcript has 4 exons. NCBI's taxonomy places the organism in Eukaryota, Viridiplantae, Streptophyta, Magnoliopsida, Rosales, Rosaceae. Gene Ontology annotation, cellular component: nucleolus. Bases 162 to 755 code for a protein of 197 amino acids. Gene Ontology annotation, biological process: maturation of SSU-rRNA from tricistronic rRNA transcript (SSU-rRNA, 5.8S rRNA, LSU-rRNA). The record is from RefSeq and is a predicted model, not a curated record.